This is a messenger RNA of Xenia sp. Carnegie-2017, 2883 nucleotides long. RefSeq names its product NAD-capped RNA hydrolase NUDT12-like. Gene Ontology annotation, biological process: NADP+ catabolic process; NAD+ catabolic process. Lineage: Eukaryota; Metazoa; Cnidaria; Anthozoa; Malacalcyonacea; Xeniidae. The transcript is spliced from 5 exons. Gene Ontology annotation, cellular component: cytosol. Gene Ontology annotation, molecular function: NADH pyrophosphatase activity; metal ion binding; protein binding. The record is from RefSeq and is a predicted model, not a curated record. The coding region runs from base 1478 to 2848 and encodes 456 amino acids.
GAAACUAUUAUUUAAGAAAAUGAAUUAUUUUUUCGUAGUCAAAAACCUUUCUUUUAUUCUGUACUUGUACCAGAAUACAUUAUCAGCAAACGGAACUGUGCAUAACAGCAAAAACUUUGGUUAUAUCACAAAAAGUUUUCCAAACGUCGAGUGUACGAGUGUUCAAGUAAACCAAUAUUGUUCAACGAUAAACUAUCAAUUUCCGUACAUGGUAAAAUUAAGAAGACAUGACCAGGUCCCAGAAUUUUUACUGAACCAUACCACGUUUAUGACACAGUUAAAGAAGAUGACGAGAGUAACGGAUAAUGCCAGCAAGAAGUGUAAGAUCUCUGCGAAGGAUUAUGCAUGUCAACUGGGAUAUGCUUACCGUUGUAACGAAGAUGAAAUCUACGCAAAUAUUGAGGAAAUUUUUACAUCCUGCGAGCAUGCAAGACGUGAUUGCUCCAAAAUACAAGAAAACUUACUGGAUGAAUAUUUCCGCUGUUUGUAUAUUAAUAAGACUUACAGCAAAAAGCUACUACUUAAAGCGAAAUGUAGUCGUUUUCCUGAACUACAACAAAAAAAACUCUUUUCUUGCCAAAAUAAUUACUCGGUCCCAACCAGCCCAAUAUUAAAUUUUACUGAAGCAACCAAUACCAUCAACACACAGCACAAAUAUUUUAAGACAGCCAACAUCAGCGACGAGAAUUGCAAGAUGGAGAUUGCACAAGUUGUAUGUAAGUCAGUGCUACCAGCAUGUUCAUUGGAUCGCACCAAAAUUAUUUUUUUACUAAACAAGCAGGAAUGCCACGAAAUCGUUUCAUGCGUUAACAAGAGUGAUGAUACCAAUCUCAUUAUGAAAGCACAUCAACUGUGUGCAGGUUUGCCUGACGAUGAAAGUGCAAAGAUAUAUUCUCUGGAUAAAGUUUAUGUACACAAUGGUGUGAACAAAAACAUGACGUGGAAUACCAUCUUAUUCCUUAUCAUCACAGCUUGUUAUGGUGCCCAUAUUAUAUGUACUACUUAUAAUUUAUGUAACUGAGUGGGGCAGUAUGAGGGCAGAGGAGAAACUAGAACGUUAAUUGGUAGCGUGACGUGCCUUUAGGACGACAUGAAAAGUCGAGUAGUACCUACUAAUGCAUGCAAAUAUCAUAAAAUAUAUGUAAGUUUUAACUAGACAAGUAUGUUUUAGAAAAUUAUAAUCGUUAAGCUGGUAGAUGAAGCCAUAAAUCUGAUAAAAUUUAUCUAUAAUGGGAUCGUCAAUGCAGAACUUAUACUGGAGAGGGGGAGGGAAAUUUCGACUGGGUAAGCUUGAAUUAUAUUUGAGAGAUGUCCCCAGAGUCUAUAUGUUAAACCACGCCUUGGUAUAUCAAACAAUUCAAUUGUUUCCUAAUAACUGGUGGGGAUUGAUUAAUUUAGCUGUAAACGCGCAUCUAGAGCCUGGGGAUGAAUUAUUGAAUUUAUUAUGUUAAUCAUUGUUAAUUUAUCUCAAUAGAAUAUGGAUAUGGAUAAAAAUGAUGUUUCUAUAGAUUUGUCGAGAUCAAUACAAGAGGACAACAUCGAGCAAGUUCGUUAUAUAUUACAUACGCAACACGACAAUGUUUCACGAUGUAUAAAUGAAAUGGUUAUUGAUGGACUUACACCAUUAAUGUUAGCAGCUAAACAUAACAAUGUUGAGAUAGCACAAAUUCUCAUGCGACACAGAGCUACUGUGGAUAUGAGGGAUAGAAAAGGACUAACAGCUACUGAUAUUGCUAAAAAUAACGGAUCAAUAGCUACAUUAAAUGUAUUGAAACACUACAGACAAUUCGCGUCAGUGGGUUAUCCAUCUGUGAACUACUUUAGUCAUGUCCCUUUGAACCGAAUGGCAGAAAAACGUAAGGAUAAAGUAUGGCUGGAUCAACAAAUGAAAAAUCCUAAAUCAAUGUAUGUUAUAUUUAACCAACUAAAACCUCUAGCAAGAAAAGUAGCUUCAAAAAAGACUUUUUGUCUGGUAAAGGUUAACUUCAGACAGUUAUCAGAAAUACUUGGAAAGCAAGCUGAGGAGAUAAAGAAUGUUGUUUUUUUAGGUGUAGAAGAGACUUACACAAAUUCUUGCAAAGAAACUAGUUUGAAUAAGGCAAUAGAUUGUAAUAUUUCAUGGUUUGCUGUUGAUGUCGGUGAUAUCAGUGAUGCUUCAGAUAAAUUCUUAAAGGAAAAUCCAAAUACAGAAUAUUUAUCACCACGUCCUGGAUUUUUGCAAGUCAAUGCAAAAGAUGCAACAAUACUAGCACAAGCACGUCCAAUUCUGGAAUGGCAUCAGUUCAACAAGUUCUGUUCAAGAUGUGGAAGCAAAGUGUCAAUUGAAGAGGCAGGAUACAAGCAGAGUUGUUCUAAUGAACAAUGUGCUACCAAAAACAAAAUUCUCAAUGUGAGUUAUCCUCGUACAGAUCCAGUGGGAAUUAUGCUUGUUGUCUCUCAUGAUGGCACACAAUGUUUGCUUGGUCGUAAAGCAAGCUUUCCUGUGGGAAUGUAUUCUUGUCUUGCAGGCUUUAUGGAGCCUGGAGAAAGUAUAGAAGAUGCAGUAAGACGAGAGGUCAUGGAGGAAAGCGGUAUCAGUGUUGGUCCAGUUAAAUAUCACUCAUCUCAGUUUUGGCCUUAUCCUGCUCAGCUUAUGAUUGGCUGUAUAGCGCAUGCAAACACUAGUCAUAUUGUUAUUGAUAAGGAAGAACUGGAUGAUAUACAAUGGUUCAAUCUAGACAGUGUGAGACAAGCUUGCUAUAAAAAAAUUGAUAUUUCAAACCCACCAUCGCUAUGGUUUCCUCCAAGGCAAGCUAUUGCAAGACAGUUAAUUGAACAUUGGGUAGAUACUUACUCAGAUGUAUUAUAAAUAAGUAUUUAAAUAAAUGUGAUAGUAAAAUUUUA